CGACUGGCAUGGCACGAGACAACUCAAAAUGGGACACCAAAGCCAGGACUCUCACUGACCUUCUUAAGAAGGCUUGCCGCCAGGAACCGAGCUGGUGGAUCAUCGAGGUGAAAAUCAGUUCGCUGCCUGUUUGUAGGGUUGUAUCUGCUCAACAACGAACAAGCGAGUGGGCACCAUGUUCAUCAGAGCCUUGCAAUUGAUUCUCAGGGAGAAGAAGAGCGGGAUCACGGCGCCAGGAUCGUCGGCCUUCGUCAAGGCCUUCUCCUCGGCAUCGGCCUUUCAGAGUCAGAGGCUGGCCGGGAAGGUCGCCGUCAUCACCGGUGGCGCGAGCGGCAUCGGCAAGGCGACCGCCGCCGAGUUCGUUAGGAACGGCGCGAAGGUGGUCAUCGCGGACGUCCAGGACGACCUCGGCCACGCGGUCGCAGCGGAGCUCGGCGGCCCGGACGUCGCGUGCUACACCCGCUGCGACGUGAUCGACGAGGCGCAGGUGGCCGCGGCCGUGGACCUCGCGGUGGCCCGCCACGGGCAGCUGGACGUCAUGUUCAACAACGCCGGCAUCGGGGGCUGCCCCGUGCGUCCGCCGCUGGGCGAAGUGGACCUCGCCGACUUCGACCGGGUGAUGGCGACCAACGCCCGGGGCGUGCUGGCGGGGCUCAAGCACGCGGCGCGCGUCAUGGUCCCGCGCCGCUGCGGCAGCAUCAUCUGCACCGCGAGCGCCGCCGCCGUGGUGGGCACCGCGGCCACCCCUGCGUACAGCGCCUCCAAGGCGGCGGUGCUCGGCCUCGUCCGCACCGUGGCGGCGGAGACUGCGCGCUCCGGGGUGCGCGUGAACGCCGUCUCCCCCUACGCCAUCCCGACGCCGCUGGUUCUGGGGGCCUUCGCGGCGUGGCUCCCCGGGAAGAGCGCCGAGGAGAUCAGGCGGAUCAUCGAGGUGGACAUGGGCGUGGUGGACGGGGCGGUGCUGGAGGCGGAGGACAUCGCGAGGGCGGCGCUGUACCUGGCGUCCGACGAGGCCAAGUACGUGAACGGGCACAACCUCGUCGUCGACGGCGGCUGGACGGUGGGCAAGAGCAGCAGGUAGAAAUGCCGGCGCCACCUCGCCGACAGGGAGGGAAGGGUCGGCGGGCGGAUCGAUGUCUUGGGCUAUUUUCAGAAUAAGCUGCGCUCUUGACUUCUUGUGUGCACACGGGAACAGUCCAGCGCGCGCUCGGUGUUCAGACUUCAGACCAGACUUGCAGUGUGAUAAUGUUAUAAUGUUAUAAUAUUA
Messenger RNA from Panicum hallii, 1267 nucleotides. RefSeq names its product momilactone A synthase-like. Lineage: Eukaryota; Viridiplantae; Streptophyta; Magnoliopsida; Poales; Poaceae. The transcript has 3 exons. The record is from RefSeq and is a predicted model, not a curated record. Bases 176 to 1081 code for a protein of 301 amino acids. Gene Ontology annotation, molecular function: oxidoreductase activity.